Messenger RNA from Penaeus indicus, 765 nucleotides. Its product is annotated as piggyBac transposable element-derived protein 4-like. The transcript is spliced from 2 exons. Lineage: Eukaryota; Metazoa; Arthropoda; Malacostraca; Decapoda; Penaeidae. The record is from RefSeq and is a predicted model, not a curated record. The coding region runs from base 1 to 765 and encodes 254 amino acids.
AUGGUGUCAUAUGUCGACCUUAGGUUCCUCAUGGGGCUUCAGCUGCGCCCUGUGAUUGACGUCUUGGAUUCGACGUACCGUUCUGUUCUCAUCCCCAACAAGAACGUGACCAUCGAUGAGAGCUUGUGGGCCUUCAAGGGUAGGCAUCAGGCCCUUCAACAUAACCCUAGUAAGAGGGCUCGGAGGGGCCUGAAGGUCUACAAGUUCUGCUCGUCCAACGGUCCAGAGGCAGGGUAUAUGACGGCCUUCAAUAUCCACAAGGGGCAAGACCACAGCAAGUUUCCUGCGAGUAUGAAGGCCAUCGACAACCUGAUGGAGAAGGUAGAGCUGUAUGACAAGGGGUAUCAGUUGUACACAGACAACUGGUAUUCCUUUCCGACUCUUUUUCACUACCUGCAGGCCCGGAAAACCAGCGCAGUUGGUACAGUCCGUACCAACAGGCAGGGUAUGCCCUCGGACCUGCAGGAGAGUCAGGGACAAAUCGAUUUCCGGAGUAACAACACCAGAAUGCUCUGCCUGCAGUGGGUAGACAAGCGUCCUGUGACAAUGCUAUCCACUGCUCACACCUCAAAGGUCAUUACCCUGCCUCCCAACCGCCAAGGGGUGGAGAGGUCAAACCCUGAAGUUGUAGCCUGUUACAACAACGGGACGAAGGGCGUCAAUCUCUCGGAGCAGCUAGCACAGUCAUAUCCAGCGACUAAGAAGACCAUCAAGUGGUACAAGGUGUCUUUCUACCUGCUGGAUAUGACAACCAAAGACUAUUAA